Canariomyces notabilis is the source of this 1805-nucleotide messenger RNA. RefSeq lists its product as uncharacterized. The record is from RefSeq and is a predicted model, not a curated record. The transcript has 2 exons. NCBI's taxonomy places the organism in Eukaryota, Fungi, Ascomycota, Sordariomycetes, Sordariales, Chaetomiaceae. Bases 1 to 1542 code for a protein of 513 amino acids. Gene Ontology annotation, molecular function: DNA-binding transcription factor activity, RNA polymerase II-specific; zinc ion binding. Gene Ontology annotation, biological process: regulation of DNA-templated transcription.
AUGUUGGGCACCUGGAGGUUAGACACCAAAAAUGAAAACUCAAUGUUUAUGCGGCAGGCCAUCGACCCGGUAACAGCAAGGCCUGUCGUGCAGCAAGCCUGCAACAGCUGUCGAGCAAAGAAGCUCCGGUGUACGGGCGAGAAGACGGGUUGCAGCCGAUGCAAAACAUUAUCAAGGCCAUGUGUAUAUGCCCAACCAGCCGGGAAAGGUUCAGGGCGGAAAAAGAACAAGACGGAUGGAAAGGAGUCGAAAAACAGCUCAGGGGCCGGCCGAGACCGGGAGACUUUGAAGCGGAGGCCGCAAUCACCGACGGCAACAUCCAAGGGGGAGCCGCAGUCAGCAUCAGGCCUCACAGCUGAGCCCCUGGCCGAGACGUCGGGCGGCGAUCCUUCUGCCGUCUCCGGGCAUCCGAUGGACUUCACCAUGGACCUCGGGGAUCCGACUCAGGACCUUGGAGUUGGCGCCUCUCUUGCCUCGUUUGACCUAGGCGACGGCUUUGGAAAGAUACGCACGGGCGGGUCCCCGUCCAGCAUCGAGCAGUGGCUCAUCAGCUCGCCGCCCGAGCUGGAUGUGGUAACAGACCUGGAUAUGGACAUCAACCUGUGGACGAACAGCGGCGUCGACCCAGCCGCCUUCUCCGUCAUUACCUCCCCGUCAAUGAUGACCCCUCCUCUGUCAACACUUGGCCUGUCCACCUCAGCCGCAAAGGACAGCAUGCGGUCGUCACCAACCGACGACAACAGCCCGGCCUCUCGGAGCAGUGCACCCACGCCCAAGGGCGACGGGAUAUUGCUGACCAACGGCAAAGCAACAACACCACCCAACAAGUUCGGUGGCGGUUUACUAAACAGCAACAGCUCACCAACCACUUCACUGCAGGACCACCCGUGCCAGUGCCUGCAGCGGGUCGUGUUCCUAAUCGACGAGCUCGAGACGGUGCAGGACACGGCGGCGGCGCAGCUGGACGCGGGGCUGGCGUCGCACCGCGAGGCGCUCCGCUACGGCGAGGCCAUGAUGCUCUGCGGGCACUGCACGUCGCGGCCCGAGAACAUGACCAUCCUCACCUUUUUGACGGAUCGUCUGGCCGGCCUCUGCGAGCGCAUCGUCAACGGCUACUUUGACCUGCUGCCGAGCCCGGGGACGGCUGGUGCGGCGCCGACCGGCAGGCGGCCCAACAACAGUCUCUCGGCAGACACCACCGGUGGUUGUGGUACAAGCGCUGGUGGUGGUGGUGGUGGUGGUGGUGCUGGCGGUAACGGUGGCUGCGGCGCUGGCGAGGGCGGUGAGCGACAGGGGAGCGGCAGCGGGCGGUGGGGGGUCUUCUUCGGGGAUUACGAGGUGGACUCGGCUAACGAGUGGGAGCUAUUGGUGAGGAAUCUGAUCGUGCUGCAGUUGAAGGCGCUGAGUGGGUUGAUGGGACGCGUCAAGGAGGUUUCGGGUCUAAUGCAGUGCGACACGCCCUGGCGCAAGGCUGUGGGGACCGAGAAGCGGAUUGCUAUGCUGCUUGACCGACUGAAUGCCAUGGCCGCCUGGGACGUCUGACGGGGGCUCUGAACAGAGCGCGCGGCACGGCAAUGUCCAGGUGUGAGGUGUGGGGCUGCUGGCGAAGGGUGGAAGAAUUGGAAUGGAAGGGCUGGAUGGAGCCUCCAGGAUGGACGGACGGGAACAGCCCAGGGAAUACCACGCCAGCGCGUUGAGUUGGUGCAUACGUUGCACUGAAGCGGAGGAUUUGCGCACGCGGGAGGGCUGUUACUGUAUGUACUGGUAUGCGUUCUGUGCCGCGCAACAGCGUCGCCGACUUUGGG